AUGGCAAUUGGAGUUCUUCUUGCUCACAAGAUCGCUGAUGCAACCACUUUCAUUACAUUCAUGAAGAUAUGGGCUUCCAUAGCACGUGAAGCUGAUGAGGUAGUUCAUCCGGAACUAUUUGCUGGAGCGAUUCUCUUUCCUCCUGUCAACUACAAGUUUCCUUCAAAUGAUAAUUUGCCUUCUAUCCAAGAUGAACCAUGCGUACUCAAAAGAUUACUUUUCACUGCUUCAAACAUUGAUGCACUCAAGGCUAAAAUUUCUAGCGCGAGCGUCCAACAACCUACGCGUGUAGAAGCUAUAACCGCGCUAAUUUGGAAGUGUGCAAUGACCGCCUCAAGAUCAAUCAAAGGGAUGUGCUCGAGGCCUUCUUUGUGUACUCAACCGGUAAACUUGAGGAAGAGAUUAUCAACGCCCUUGUCAGACUACUCGAUUGGGAAUAUUCUAACAGUAAUCACGACCGAAUUUUCAGAAACUGAUAUAGAAUUGCAAAGGUUGGUUCUCAAGCUAAGAAAAGAAUUGAAAGAGUUGAAAGUGAAUAGGGAAGAAAUAUCAGACAACACGAAAAAAUUUCUGGAAACAACAAGCUCGGGAAUAGAGAGUGGUGCUGUAGAUGCCUAUAAUUUUUCUAGUUGGUGUCGAAUGCCAGUGUACGAAGCCGAUUUUGGGUGGGGGAAGCCAACUUGGAUCGCCUUUAUUAACUUCAAUGUCCCAAAUGUGGCUGGUUUUUUGGAUACAAGGGAGGGUGAUGGAAUUGAGGCUUGGGUAUCACUGCGUGAAGAUGAGAUGACCAUAUUUGAACAUGAUGAAGAGUUGCUUUCAUUUGCUUCUGUGAACCCAAAUAAAGGUCCCAGCAACCUGGAUCAAGUGCAUGUGGAGUCCACCACAGACACAUUAAAUGUUGUUCAUAAACCUCAGCAAUUGGGAUCACUGGACAGUAAUGCUGCAUAUUUUGGGAUGUUGUGUCAUAUGUCUCUUUCAACAAGUGCAGUUAUAUACAGGUCUUUUAAUCGAGAACUCCAGGGGGGCAGGAGAAGAUCGAAGUGA
Tripterygium wilfordii is the source of this 1044-nucleotide messenger RNA. Its product is annotated as BAHD acyltransferase BIA1-like. The record is from RefSeq and is a predicted model, not a curated record. The coding region runs from base 1 to 1044 and encodes 347 amino acids. NCBI's taxonomy places the organism in Eukaryota, Viridiplantae, Streptophyta, Magnoliopsida, Celastrales, Celastraceae. The transcript is spliced from 3 exons.